CUACAUAGCGUCUAGUCGUUACAGGGGUCUCUUAAACACAGCAUUUCAAUCUGAGAUUCCUGUCCAUCAGUCUAAAUAAAUUUAAUCAUUUUCAUGGAAUAGAGUUUGUGGUAUAUUCUGCUUGAGAAAGGAUGGAGUGCAAUCAAACGAUGAUAUUCUUAUUGUGCACACUCUACGUAUGCGUUACGAUAGCUUCUGGGAAAAACAUUGCGACAAAAAUAAAAACCUCGGAUGAAGAUGAUACAGAACCACGAGCGUCGGGCAACUUAUGCUUGACGCCAGCAUGCAUUCACUCGGCAUCGAGGAUUCUGAUGAGCAUGAAUUCGAGUGUCAGCCCGUGCGAUGAUUUUUAUGAAUUCACUUGCGGCAAUUAUGCGAAUUCAGUACCGUUAGCCCCGAGCGAACUCAGGAUAGAUCCACAUGUGGAGGCUGCUCAAAUCAUGACGUUUCGCUUGCAACAGCUUAUAGAGGAGAUCGACGAAACGAAUUCGCCGAAGCCCUUCAGACUGGUGAAAACGUACUACGAGCAAUGCCUGAACGACUCACCAAGUUGGAGGAAUGACACUGCGCUAUUAAAAGCAACAAUGGAAAAAAUUGCACAAGGGAAUGGAUGGCCACUCAGGGAACUCGAAAGUUGGAACAUGACGAAUUUCAAUUAUACCUUAUCAUUUUUAUCCCUAUUUCACUUUAGCUUUGACUCAAAUAUGGAGAAUAUUACAGACUCGGUUCUCAAUCUCGGCGAACGUAAUCCACCUCUUGACAGUCAUUAUUUUGCGGAAGGUUUCUCCAAUGAAGUUGUUCAAGCUUAUUAUCAGUAUAUGAUCGACGUUGCAGUUUAUCUCGGUUGUAACGAGACGAAAGCAAAAACUGACCUCAACGAAACUUUAUCGUUGGAAAUAGAACUUUAUCAGAAAGUAUUCACCAAGCACGAUGAUCCCGAUGAGUUCAGCCAUUAUUCAAAAGUACUGUAUGGAGAGUUGGCGAAAAAGUAUCCCAUAAUUUUUUCAAACCCAUCCAAAUUUGAUGCUAAUACUCCCGUACAGUUGGAAUUCGAUGAAGAAACGCUCGAUAGAGCAAUUAAAUGGUUAUCUACCAAGCCAAAACGAGCUUUAGCGAAUUGGGCAGCAUGGAGAAUCGUAGCAGCAAAAGUUCCUUACGUUUCAUCAUACUUAAGUCAUAUUGAUUCAGCUUUCCGGCAGAUCAUUAAUGGAAAAAUAUCAGAUACGUGCGUUUACAAAACUCGAAACUCUUUGGGACUCGCUCUGUUUGCUUUGUACCAGAGAAAAUACAUAAGCCAAAGUUCCGUCGAUGACGUCGUCGCGAUGCUUGGCAACAUAAAAGAACAAUUUUUGGAACUCGUACAAAAGGUUGAAUGGCUGGAUGACGAAACGAGGAAAAAAUUUGUUGAAAAAGUGUCAAAGAUUGAAAGCAAUGUCAUUCUUUGUCGGGAACCGAUAAGCGACGACGAACUCGAAGCUUUUUAUAGUGACCUUGAAUUGUCAAACAGUUCGUUUUGGGAAACUUCCAAAAUUGUAGCCAAAUUCUACGAUAUGAAAUCUUUAAAUAUCAAGCUCCCUUUCGUUCCUUUGAGCCGGAAUUUCUGUGGAAAAUCCUGGUUUUAUACUGCAUACCAUCGGAGAUUCAAUUAUUUAGCAAUAAGUACUGGAUCGCUAUCUGGAUUCCUUUACGAUAUCGAUCGACCGAAGUAUCUGAAUUACGGGCUUUAUUCAGAGGGAAUAGGUCACGAAUCAGGGCAUAGUCUCGAUGCCACGAACAUAAAUUAUGAUACGAAUGGAAAUCUAAAGCCAUGGUCUAAUUUGAAAAGUAAAAACAACUACAUGGACCGCGUACAGUGCUUUAUUGAUCAGUAUGAAAAUUAUACUAUCGACGGCUCCAAAAUCCACUUGAACGGUUAUUCGACUGUAGGUGAGAAUAUGGCCGAUUACACCGGAGCAAAGACGGCUCGUCGUGCCUACGCUAAAUGGGCAAAUACAAGUCUUCCAGAACAACGUUUGCCUGGACUGAAUUAUUCGGCCAAUCAAAUGUUUUGGAUUGCAAUGGCUAAUUCCUGGUGUGCGAAAUAUCGAGCGCCAUUUAUGAAAAAUCUUCUCUACAUUGACGAACAUGCUCCAAAUAAAUUUCGAGUUAAUGGGCCGCUAUCAAACAUAGAAGAAUUCUCGAAAGAUUUCGGAUGUCGUUUGGGUACCAAAAUGAAUCCAGAGAAUAAAUGUCACUUGUGGUGAGCUUUUUCCCAAGCAGUACGCAAGCCAUUAGGCAUUUUUUAACACCAGCGGGAUUCAAAUAACAAUUAAUUUUUUGUCAUUUUUUUUUACCUUCAAGUCUCUCAAGUUUUCUCAAUUUUCUCAAUUUUUAAUAACACCGACGCCUCAGUAAUGAUUAACACGAGUGUUAUAAAGUCCCAAUAAGUACCCACUAUAAAAAAAAUCUUCUCUGACAUCGCUAGUUUCGCUCACUUUUCUAUCUUUUUUCCCAACGCCAUUUUUCGUCUAAAUUUUCACUCCAAAUAAGAGAAAUGAAUGGAACGACAAAAGGAUAUUAAAUAAUAAGUAACCAUGCAAUCGACAAUAGACAAUAUGUGUUUAUUCAUUUAAUAUUUUCGCUAUAGUAUCGCAAUAGUUAUUCAUAUGUAUAGGUACUUAAUAUGAAUUGUCGCUCUAACAGAUCGCUGCGCCUACAAACGUGUCGGCCAAAUGUUUCAUUUACUUAUAGAUAUAUGUAUACAUAUGUACACGUACGAUAUACACACAUAUGCAUAUAAAUAUACGUGCAUAGAUUUUA
Molecule: messenger RNA, 2799 nt
Organism: Venturia canescens
Lineage: Eukaryota; Metazoa; Arthropoda; Insecta; Hymenoptera; Ichneumonidae
Product: neprilysin-2-like
Exons: 9
Coding region: 132-2243 (703 amino acids)
Biological process (GO): protein processing
Cellular component (GO): plasma membrane
Molecular function (GO): metalloendopeptidase activity
Source: RefSeq, a predicted model, not a curated record